AGGCAUCUUUUCUGAUUCCCGUUCACUACUGUCACUACCCGAUCCGUACAGGAAGCACGAUCCGUACAAUCAGCUCAUUUGCGCAUGCGCGAACAUAUUAACUUCCGGUUUGCAAUAUUUCGUUUUUCUUACUUUUUUAUUCUUUCGUAUUUUUUUGAAGCGGGGGUUUCUUUUAGUAUAUCUUUGUAUUUGCGUCAAUAUUGCAGAUUCUAAAAAAUUAAAAACAUUAAAAAAGUGAAAUCGCCUUUUGUUACUUUGACUGCUCUGAGCAUGCGUAAAUAUACGUCACACAGCUUAUACAUUUAAAUUUGUUUAAAUAUUUGAUUUACUCCAUACUUAACUAUGCACUCCAGCAGUACUGAUUCCAAAAUGGAUUCAUUUGCUAUCUUUCGUCACCUGCAGUUUUUUAUUGAUAAGGGAACAUUUCACAAAGAUUUGGAUUGUUAUUCCAGAAGAAAAAUAAAAAGGAUGUCUUCACAUUUUCAAGUUAAAGGUAAGAAAAUUAAAAAAGUAAAAGUAAAAAGCAAAGUAAAUUUAACUUUAAUUAACUAGCCAGAAAAAAAUAUUUAUUAUAUAUUUAUUUGGUUUAUAAGUCAAUUCAAUGUUUAAAUAAGAAUGAUACGAUUUGUUUUGUCCCUUGGAAAGCAGUCUUUCAAUUUUAAAUCCAAUCUAGAAUAUAUUUCACGUUUAAGUUAAUUAUGUUCUUGUUUCAUUCACUUUUUAUUCUGGCAAGCAGAAUAUCUUGUAUGCUUUUUGGGUUACUGCACUUACUCUGGGAUGCACAAAAAUUACUGUAUGCUUUAAAUUUUAUGUUUUUGCAUGAAAAAAUACACCCAUAUGUUUUAUUUAUACUGUUUUCAUAUCAUUCCAUCCAACCAUUCUUCUAACAGACAGCAGACUCUUCUACGUUGGUCCCAGCCGGCAGUUCAUGCGGCUUGUGGUACUUUCUGAGAAAGAAAGAACAUCUGUCUUGAUGGAGUGCCACAAUAAUCCUGGUACUGGCAACCACAAUGGCAGGAGGGCCACUCGAGACAGGGUUAUUGCUGGGUAUUAUUGGCUCACCAUCACAAAGGAUGUAAAUGACUGGGUCAAGCGUUGUCACCGCUGCUAAAUAAAUGAUCCUAUGAAGACCGUAGCACCGGUUCUACAUUCAAUCAAGGUCAAAGAACCCUGGGAGGUUCUGGGAUUGGACCUGAUUGGGCCAUUGCCAGAGACCUCUCUGGGACACAACUAUGUCCUCACUAUGACUGAUCUGUACACAAAGUGGGUGGUUGCUGAACCUCUACGAACAAAGACCGCCGCAGAAGUUUGUUCAGCAAUCAUUACUAAGUUGUACACGUUUGGCUUAGUGAGAAAAAUAAUAACAGAUCAGGGGAAGGAGUUUGUGAACCAGCUCAAUGACAGUAUCUUUAAACUGUUGAACAUCCAGCAUGCUGUGUCAAGUGCAUACCACCCCCAGACCAAUGGACAGGAUGAAAGGACAAAUCAAAAUAUAAAGCGUGCUCUGAGGAAGUACGUCAACGAAAGCCAUAAUGACUGGGACCUCCACCUUCCUGCAGUUGUUUAUGGAAUUAACACUGCCAAGCAGUCUUCAACCAAAUACACCCCAUACUUCCUCUUGUUCCACCGCCACCCACGUCUGCCUGAGAUUAUGAAUUCCUGUCCAAUGGGAGACAACUUUGAGGUUGGCGAUGCAGAGGAUGAAAUCAAUAAACAGCUGACUGAAAUGCAAAACCUUAAUACCAAGGUUCUUCAAAAUAUUGAACGGGCACAGGAAAGACAGCAGAGGACCUUUGGAGACCGGAAACGCAAAUUUACCCGUGUCACAACUGUUGAGGCUGGGGACGAAUGCCUGAUUUCAGGGGCUUCAAAAAGGCCACGUACAGGGGACACAUUGACCAGCCAGCACAGAGGACCUUACAUGAUUAGAAACAUUACAAAAAAAGGAGUGGCCACAGUGCUGAAGGGAUCAACAACCAUGAAGGUCAAUGUGUCCAGACUGAGGCCCUAUUAUAGGUUAACAAAUGAGCAACUAUCUGAAGGGCAGCUUCUAAAGGACCAUGAAUACUCCUCAAGGGACUGGCAGCUGGAGCAUUCCUAUUGUUCUUCUGGAGCAAAGUGGGAACAGGAUGUGAACCCAGUUCAAGAGGCUCUUCUAUGUUACAUAUUGGACCAGGAUCGUUCACCUGCUGAGCUAAUUGUGAAGGAGGGAAGUGUGUGCCUUACACGUGAGGAUUUCUGGUCCUUGGGGUUAAGUCAGUGCAUGGAAUCAAACAUUGGAAAUGCUUGCCUGAAAAUAGUAGAGGAAACGGCAAAAAGAUUUGGAAGAGAAAUACACAUCUUUAAUCUGUAUGUGGUGCCCCUGUGGAAGUCAGAAGAUGUGGAUCCUUUCUGUUCCUUGCCUGACCUGACAACGAAAGACCUUGUAGUUUUCCCAGCAUGGAGCCAACAACAGGGCGCUGCUGAUCACUACCUCCUCUGCGUUCUACUGGUAAAACAGAGAGAGAUAGUGUUUCUUGACUCCCUUCGACCAGAUGGUUUUGGUGACGAGGCCUACAAAAAUAUAUUUAGACGCAUUGCAGCUUUUAUUGAUCCAGGGCCAUGGUCUGAGAAGACAGGGGGAGACCUUGAACAUUUUCCUCUUCAGUCCAACGGACAUGACUGUGGGAUCUUCAUGCUAAUGUAUGCCCUCUGCAUCAGCACAUCAACCCCAUUUACCUUUUCCCAGGGGGAGAUGCCAACCAUUCGCCGUUGGUGGUGCCUCCAGAUAAUGGAGAGGUUUUGCAUUGAAGGGCAUGGACAUCGAUUUGCUCACUGGACAGAAGAAUCCUCCCAUCUUCUUGAAGGAAUCCUGGAACCGGUCUUCAGGGUUCCAAAGUCCACCAGUGCAGAGACUUCCCCCAGAAAUGGUGAUGGUGGAGAGGGCAAUGCGAAGGGACAAACACAGAUCCUGAGGGACUUGCAUAAAGCAUGGGACUGGAUACAACAGCACAAAGCCUUAUUCCGUGGGGAAAUAGAAGAACCUGAAGUGUUCCAGAUGAGCAAGCCCAGGCAGAAAAUGGCCCUUGAAGGAUACAGUUCUGCAAAGGAUCCCUUCUUAAUUUCCUUCCAGUAUCAGGAUGACAUGGAAAUGUUUUAUAUCAACUGUGUUGAUGUAAAGGGGCUAAAGGUCAAUACCAUGUUUGGCGAGCAUAGUUCUUAGAAUGUUUGUACAGUCAGUUCUUAAUAAGUUUUAAAGGUUUUCUUUCUCUCUCUGAAUUAUUUUUCCCCUGCUCAACUUUUCUAACUACCAUUUUGUAUUAAUGUAAACUUUGGUUUUGUUAUGUGUUCUUUGUUCUAUUACGGUUUUUGUAAAAAAUAAACAAUGUGGGCACUAAUGACGAGGUCU
This is a messenger RNA of Fundulus heteroclitus (mummichog), 3388 nucleotides long. RefSeq lists its product as uncharacterized. Gene Ontology annotation, biological process: proteolysis; DNA integration. Gene Ontology annotation, molecular function: cysteine-type peptidase activity; nucleic acid binding. The record is from RefSeq and is a predicted model, not a curated record. Bases 1124 to 3202 code for a protein of 692 amino acids. Lineage: Eukaryota; Metazoa; Chordata; Actinopteri; Cyprinodontiformes; Fundulidae. The transcript has 19 exons.